UGCUCCUUCAACACACCAAAAUAACCGACGGUUACAAGAAUGUUCUGCAAAACCAUAAUGCAUAAUGCAUGAGAGAGAAACACUAUUCCUCCAUUUUCAAAUUCCCCUUUCUCUCUAACCAUCAUUUUCUUUCACCAUUUUUUUUUUUAAUUUCUUUUUUUCUUACACCUGCAUUUUACUUUGCUAUUUCUUCCAUUUCUUUAUCCGAUCGAUGAACGCACUUCUUUCGGUUUUGCAACUUUUCGCGUUAAAUGUUUUCCUCUUUCGGAAUUCGGCGUUCGGAUUAGCUUAGGGUUUCAGCGGAAAAAAAAAUUUCUCUCUCUCCCUUUUUGUACAGAAUUGUUUUUGGAAUGGAACCUCGCGUUGGGAAUAAGUUUCGGCUUGGUCGUAAGAUCGGUAGCGGAUCGUUUGGAGAGAUCUAUUUAGGUACUAACAUUCAAAAUAAUGAAGAGGUUGCAGUUAAGCUUGAAAAUGUCAAGACAAAGCAUCCUCAGUUGCUAUAUGAAUCCAAGUUGUACAGAGUUCUCCAGGGAGGAACUGGAAUUCCUGAUAUUAGAUGGUUUGGAGUUGAGGGAGAUUACAAUGUUCUAGUGAUGGAUCUUCUUGGACCUAGUCUUGAAGAUCUAUUUAACUUUUGCAGUAGAAAGCUCUCGCUAAAGACCGUUCUCAUGCUUUCUGAUCAAAUGAUCAACCGUGUUGAGUUUGUUCAUUGUAAAUCUUUUCUACAUCGGGAUAUCAAACCAGAUAAUUUUCUUAUGGGAUUGGGAAGGCGGGCAAACCAGGUUUACUGUAUUGAUUUUGGUUUGGCCAAAAAAUAUAGGGAUAGUUCAACCCAUCAACACAUUCCAUACAGAGAAAAUAAGAAUUUAACUGGGACUGCUAGAUAUGCAAGUAUGAAUACCCACCUUGGCAUUGAGCAGAGUCGAAGAGAUGAUUUGGAGUCUCUUGGUUAUGUCUUGAUGUAUUUCCUGAGGGGAAGUCUCCCUUGGCAAGGACUUAAAGCGGGAACCAAGAAACAGAAAUACGAGAGAAUCAGUGAAAAAAAGGUUUCUACCUCUAUUGAGGCAUUGUGUCGAGGUUAUCCAACAGAGUUUGCAUCAUACUUCCAUUACUGCCGCUCAUUAAGGUUUGAUGAUAGGCCAGAUUAUGCUUACCUCAAGAGAAUAUUUCGUGACCUGUUUAUUCGUGAAGGAUUCCAGUUUGAUUAUGUGUUUGAUUGGACAAUUUUGAAGUAUCAGCAAUCACAGCUAGCCGCACCUCCUGCACGUGCUGUUGGUCCUGCUGCUGGAACUAGUUCUGCAAUGCCACCAGCUGUGACUAAUGCUGAUAGACAAACAGGAGAGGAAGACGGACGACCCCCUGGUCUGAUUUCAGGGGAUUCCACAAGGAGAAGAAUGUCAAGCACCAUCUCAAACACUGUAAAUAUUUCAAGACAGAAAAAUCCUGUCACCGUGGAUGCUGCUCUUAAUAAGGAAGCUAUGUUAUCAAAGCCCAAUGUCUUGGGUCAGUCAAGUGGAUCAAGGCGAGCGGCUGUUUCCAGUAGCCGAGAUGCAUUUGCUGGUAGUGAUUUGGAUUCUCGUACUCGUACUACUGAGGUUAACCCUGGAAUGCGCAAAAUAACAUCUGGGAGAAAUGCAUCUUCUCAUGUCAAGAACUAUGAAAGUGCUGUCAAGGGCAUUGAAGGUUUGCAAUUGGAAAAUGACAAGAGGGCACAUUAUUAACUCCUUACCCUUUCAUGUUGUAAAUAUAUAUUUGAGUUGAGGAACACUGCAAUGCAAUAGUUGCAUACGUUACUAAGGUGAGCUGUGAAGGGAUAACUCAGAAAUCUGGGGCUGUGUUGUUUAACCCUUGUGCUCAUACUCUGAUUAAGUGGGGAAGCUCUGGUUUGCAUGGGCACUUGUCUUCUGGUAAGAACCCUAAAUUUUGUAAUAUUUUCUUGAGUUAUUGUUUUACCAGAUGCUUAUAGUGUCAUGUGGACCACAUUGUUCAAAAAUAUCAAAUACCACAAAAAAUCUACUCAUGUUUUGGUGAAACUGAAGUUUCCAAGACGUGUCUGGAUCUCACUGCGGGCGUUGUCAGAAGUAUUUUAGGUUCUUGAAAGGGUAAUUCUUAUCAGCUUGAAUCAUAUUUUUUUCUCAUGUUUCCCGUAAUUGUUAUCUCUGAAUAACAUUUACAUCAUUUUUAUUUCAAAUAUUUUAGAAGGAUUUAUUUAAAUUGGAGUAUGGUGCUUCACAUAUGCAUAGGGGAUAAUCGUUCUUUCUCAGAUGUGUCUGAUUAAGAACUCGUUGUACAAAAUUGUUUGAAAAAUAUGACUUUCACCUAUUUGAAGGUUUCAUUUAGUCUUAAAUAUCAUAAGUUUUUAUA
Messenger RNA from Vigna radiata var. radiata (mung bean), 2364 nucleotides. RefSeq names its product casein kinase 1-like protein 1. The transcript has 14 exons. Gene Ontology annotation, molecular function: ATP binding; protein serine/threonine kinase activity. Gene Ontology annotation, biological process: endocytosis; peptidyl-serine phosphorylation; signal transduction. Gene Ontology annotation, cellular component: nucleus; cytoplasm. The coding region runs from base 351 to 1721 and encodes 456 amino acids. Lineage: Eukaryota; Viridiplantae; Streptophyta; Magnoliopsida; Fabales; Fabaceae. The record is from RefSeq and is a predicted model, not a curated record.